AGCGAUAAUAGCUUCCUCAAAACCUCGCCCGCCGCUAAUUCCGCCGAAUGUUUAUCGUCCUCUGCAGCGUGGUACUUACUAUAAUCCCCAUCUUUCUCGUCCAGUACCAGCGCUUCCUUACGUCUAUUCCGGCUCCCGAGCAAUUCCACCGACUCCCAGAACGGCCAGCUGGCCUCAAAGUAGCACACAACCGCGGAAACGCAAGCUUCGAUGGCCCGGCCUGCGAUACCACCUCGGAAGGCCCUUCCGAUCGGCUUCCCAUCCGCGCAGUGACAAUCAGCGGGUACGAAACGAGAGAGACCAGAAAGCCAUGGGAUCCACCAUUUCCUACGAGACCCAGGACAUUGAGAGAUCUUUAUCUUGUUUUACCGCGAAGCGAAGACAAGGGAAGAGAGAGGAUGAGGAGACCGACAUCUCAAGUGCCACCCGAAGAAGAUGAUGGGAUUAUAAACAUAGCUCAGUUACCUGUUACCGAUCUGCCAACGUCCAGUGCACCUAUACCACCUCCGAUGCUCCCUCGAAGCCAUGUUCAAGAGUCGCAGUCAGUUGUACAAUCAGGAUAUGAAGAUCGACAAGCAUCGACGCAAACCACGACCGAACGAAAACCUACAACGACUGGGACAAGCGAUACCCUUUUGCUUGUCCAGAAAAUCGUUUUGGCCCUUGCUCUGAUAAUCUUUGUCUUCGCUUUCGCAAUACUUGUUGCACAUUGCAUGGCAUGGUUUGUAGUAUACAAGACAGAAGCGCGGCUAGGUGAUGUCCGGAAAGGUCUACUACGAGGUGGGGAUAUGCGGGUUUGUCUCUGUGCACGGUGAGAGCGCAUCGCAAUACAUCGGCGCUCGAGUUUUUCUAUGACCACAGCCAAGCCUGCCAAACUCUUCUGGUGACGUCCCAAUUGUUCCGGGGCUCUUGUCCUAGGCGUGGGGCCGAAGGAUGGGAAAACAGCGAGAAAGACAAAUUGGAUCUGACACGGACCAUCAACAUGAUUUGCAUGCACAGAGAUUGCAC
This is a messenger RNA of Paraphaeosphaeria sporulosa, 1008 nucleotides long. RefSeq lists its product as uncharacterized. Bases 48 to 815 code for a protein of 255 amino acids. Lineage: Eukaryota; Fungi; Ascomycota; Dothideomycetes; Pleosporales; Didymosphaeriaceae. The transcript has a single exon. The record is from RefSeq and is a predicted model, not a curated record.